Alternaria incomplexa is the source of this 1530-nucleotide messenger RNA. RefSeq lists its product as uncharacterized. Bases 1 to 1530 code for a protein of 509 amino acids. The record is from RefSeq and is a predicted model, not a curated record. Lineage: Eukaryota; Fungi; Ascomycota; Dothideomycetes; Pleosporales; Pleosporaceae. Gene Ontology annotation, molecular function: tRNA (cytidine-N3)-methyltransferase activity. The transcript has a single exon.
AUGGCUGCGAAGACGGACAGCAUGAACGGUGCACACGCGGGAACUGCCAGUGGCGCGAGUGUCCACGAUGCCGGCGACUCGAGAUUCCAGACAGACAACACCAUGUCCAGGAAACCACAACCGAAACAGCAACUCUCCAAAGCAAUGGAGCACAUGCGCUUCGCAGUCACAGUCGAUCCUGUUCCGCAUACUCCAGCUUGCACGCCGCCACCAGAGGCUCUGACGGCCACAUCGCCAGCCGCCCCCGACUCCGCCGAGAACGACGCUUAUGGAGUGCCUGCUUCUCUACAACCCGUGCGCGCCCCACCGUCUCGCUCCCACGACCCAGACAACAAUCAGAAGCGCAGCGAUCCCUUUGCGUUCGGUUCGCGCUACCUGGAGGAAGGCGACAACAUCUUCGAGUUCAACGCCUGGGACCACGUAACCGUCGACUCCAACUACCUCGCCUUUUCAGAAGAACAGUAUUCCAGACAACGGCAAGAGCCGGUUUCCGACUUUGAUCGCAAACGCUACAACGCACAGCCCGAGAAGUGGUGGAACCAGUUCUACAAAAACAACAAGACCAACUUCUUCAAGAACCGCAAAUGGCUGGCACAGGAGUUUCCUAUUCUAGAAGAACUGGGCGCCGAGGAUGGGCCAGAGGCUACGCUGUUGGAGGUCGGCGCCGGGGCAGGGAACAGCGCCUUUCCCAUCCUGCAGAGAAGUCAGAACCAGCGGCUGAAGAUACACGCGUGCGACUUCUCCAAAAAGGCAGUCGAGCUCAUCCGCAACCACGAACUCUACGACCCGGAGCGCAUACAAGCUGACGUCUGGGACGUGGCCGCCGCUCCCGACUCGGAGAACGGCGGGCUCCCCCCAGGUCUGGCUGAAGGCAGCGUAGACGUUGUGCUCAUGAUCUUCAUCUUCAGCGCGCUGAGUCCCAAGCAGUGGGACCAAGCCGUCCGCAACAUCUGGCGGGUUCUCAAGCCGGGCGGCCAAGUCCUCUUCCGCGACUACGGCCGCGGCGACCUCGCCCAAGUCCGCUUUAAAAAAGGCCGUUACAUGGAGGAAAACUUCUACGUCCGCGGCGACGGUACGCGCGUCUACUUCUUCGAGCAGUCUGAACUCGAGGAUAUCUGGGGCGGCGCCAGAAAACGCGAUACUACCAUUGGCAACGUGGCGGACACCACCAUAUCCCAAACCGAGGCCGAGGGUGUCAUCGCGGAUAAGAUGGAGAGUCUGUCUCUCCACGAUCCUGGCAUGCAGACGAGAGAGCAGAGCCACGAUGACGUCAACGAUCUGGACACUCCCAGGCCGGGUUUUGAAAUUGCGCACAUUGGCGUCGACCGACGGAUGCUGGUCAACAGGCAGAGGAGGCUGAAAAUGUAUAGGUGCUGGAUGCAGGCUGUGUUUCGCAAGGCAGGCAUGGAGAGCGAGGUGCCAACGAGCACGCUGAGGCAGGACAAAGAAGACGCUGCAGAGGAAGAGGAAGAGGGGCAGAGUGGCGUGGGAAAGGAGGAUGCAGUGGAAGGAGGGGGCGUUAAGGUUUGA